AGUUUUGAGAGGAACUGAAUCUUUGAGUUGGUGGUCACUGGUCUCCGUGCGUUCAGCCUGGUCUGUGCGCGGCGCGCGCCCCCUAACCGGAACUUCCCGUCGCUGUUGAUGAGAGCAGCAGAAGCGAGCCGGCACGGACGGCACCGGGGAAAGAGCCGGUGAAGCAGCGGCCCAACACCCGCAGAGCCAUCAAAUGACGUAUCGGUGUUCGUUCCGACGCGCUGUUCAAUAAGGUCUUUAUUGGACUCAACAUCUCCACGGAGAUUGGUUUUCCGCCCGGACACAUACGUCACUGUGGAACCUAGACGUCAAACAAACGCGACCUGAAGUGAUCUCAGCAUAAACAGAAGAAAGGCGUGAGAACCAGCGAGGAGGUCUCUAUGUGCGUGACAAUGGGAGACAUCAGUGAUCUUGACCGGCAGAUAGAACAGCUCAGAAGAUGUGAGCUGAUCAAGGAGAAUGAAGUCAAAGCACUGUGCGCCAAAGCCAGAGAAAUCCUGGUGGAAGAAAGUAAUGUGCAGAGAGUAGACUCUCCCGUCACUGUUUGUGGUGAUAUUCACGGUCAGUUCUAUGACCUGAAAGAACUCUUCAGGGUGGGGGGUGAUGUCCCAGAGACCAAUUACCUUUUCAUGGGAGACUUUGUAGACCGAGGCUUCUACAGUGUGGAGACUUUCCUUCUGCUGCUCGCCCUCAAGGUGCGUUAUCCAGACAGGAUCACUUUGAUCCGAGGGAACCACGAGUCCAGGCAGAUCACACAGGUCUAUGGCUUCUAUGACGAGUGCCUCCGCAAGUACGGCUCUGUGACGGUGUGGAGAUACUGCACCGAGAUAUUUGACUACCUGUCCCUCUCUGCUAUCAUUGAUGGAAAGAUCUUCUGUGUGCACGGAGGUCUGUCUCCCUCCAUCCAGACUCUGGAUCAGAUCAGGACCAUUGACAGAAAACAGGAAGUGCCUCAUGAUGGACCCAUGUGUGACCUUCUGUGGUCAGACCCUGAAGACACCACCGGGUGGGGAGUCAGUCCCAGAGGGGCUGGAUAUCUGUUUGGGAGCGACGUGGUGGCUCAGUUCAAUGCAGCCAACGACAUUCACAUGAUCUGCCGAGCACACCAGCUGGUCAUGGAGGGCUACAAGUGGCACUUCAACGAGACCGUGCUCACCGUGUGGUCCGCGCCCAACUACUGCUACAGAUGUGGAAACGUCGCCGCCAUCUUGGAGCUGGACGAGCAUCUACAACGAGAGUUCAUCAUAUUUGAAGCAGCGCCGCAGGAGACCCGAGGCAUCCCCUCCAAGAAACCUGUAGCUGACUAUUUCCUGUAAAGCGUCGAGCCAGCAGCCAUAACGCGUCUCCUUUCUAGUUCCACUUCCCCCCACCGCCGCCGCCGCCCUCCUGCUGUUUCCUGACGGUGGUGUCAGUCUGAACUCAAAGCAGUCAGGAGACUGCUGAUUGGUGGAGCAGCCUGAGGGGGCGUGGCUUCAGUUGUCAGCCUGACUCCACCUCUGUCCUCUUCUUUUUUUAUUCAUAACAUUUCUUUUAGGUUCUUUUUGUGUUCAAAAAUAUGCAGCUGUGGAAAAUUUUAUGAUUUUAACAAAUUCCUUUAAUGCAUAUGUUGUCUCUGUAUAGUUAAAGCUGCCAGAUUCCAGUGACACCCCCCCCCAUCUGUCACAUGACUCUGUUUAACAUUCAGAGCUCUGCUGUGAAUAAACGACUCAACAGGAAGCUCCUUCUCACAAACGUUUCGUCACUUCCUUCCUUUUAAUCUGUCUGUCGAUUUUGAUAUUGUGAGAAUAAAGUUUUGUAUCAAUGCUGA
Oryzias melastigma (Indian medaka) is the source of this 1807-nucleotide messenger RNA. Its product is annotated as serine/threonine-protein phosphatase 4 catalytic subunit B. The transcript is spliced from 9 exons. Gene Ontology annotation, biological process: double-strand break repair via homologous recombination; peptidyl-serine dephosphorylation. Gene Ontology annotation, cellular component: cytoplasm; nucleus. The record is from RefSeq and is a predicted model, not a curated record. NCBI's taxonomy places the organism in Eukaryota, Metazoa, Chordata, Actinopteri, Beloniformes, Adrianichthyidae. Gene Ontology annotation, molecular function: protein serine/threonine phosphatase activity. Bases 381 to 1316 code for a protein of 311 amino acids.